GAUUUAGGUGUUGUUGUUGUUUUAAAAUUCGUCCAAUUUGGGCAGCAAUGGAAUCUAAUAAUACGGAUCAAAACGACGUUGAAAAUCUUCCUUCCAAUGUUGUAAUAAAGUAUCCUCUACUACCUUUUGAAAAGGAAAUUUUUAUUGAUGUAUUUGAAAAGGAUGCUCUCCUCAUAUUAGCUAAGGGAAUAAGCUAUAAUAAUAUAUUAGCAAAUCUAUUGUGGGUUUAUAAAGACCCUGGAAAUUUAGUGCUUGUAGUAAACAGUAGUGAACAUGAAGAAAAGCAUUUUAUGGAAAAAUUUGGGCUCACACCCUUACCUAAUCUUGGACCAGAAAGAGAAAAAAGUUACUUAGAGGGUGGAGUACAUUUUGUGUCGACAAGAAUUUUGGUUGUUGAUUUAUUAAAAAACAGAGUGCCCGUCUCUCAUGUAUCGGGUAUUAUUGUCCUGAGAGCUCAUACUGUAUUAGAAUCAUGCCAAGAAGCAUUUGCUCUCAGAUUAUAUAGACAAAAUAAUAAGACAGGUUUUAUCAAGGCAUUUUCAAAUUCUCCAAUCAGCUUUACUUUUGGGUAUCAUCAAGUAGAGAAAGUUAUGAGGGCUUUGUUUGUGACUGAAUUGUUUUUAUGGCCUAGGUUUCAUGGCACAAUAAUCAAAUGCCUCAAGAGCAGACAGGCACAAGUUGUUGAACUGCAUGUCAAUCUAACUACCAAUAUGAGCAGCAUACAAACAUGUCUCCUUGAUAUUAUGAACUACACUGUAAAGCAACUAAAAUGCAUCAAUAGAACACUGGACAUGAAGGAAAUUACUACAGAAAAUUGUAUUACAAAAAAGUUUCACAAAAUACUUCAAUCGCAGUUGGAUUGUGUGUGGCAUCAGCUAAGUACAAGAACAAAGGAAUACAUUCAAGAUCUUAAAGUAUUAAGAAGCAUGAUAAUCAAUCUGAUUCAUGAUGACUCAGUGUCAUUUUAUGCAUUAGUGAGCAAAUACAGGACUCCUGAGUAUGCUAAAGUGAAUUCCGGGUGGAUUCUUCUAGAUUCUGCAGAGCAAUUGUUUCGGCUAGCCAAAGCAAGAGUGUACAAUAAUAAGAAUGAAUUUGAUCCAGAAUUUACUCCAAAAUGGAAGUGUCUUAGUGACUUGCUGUUAGAAGAGAUUCCAGAAGAGGUAAAAAAGAAAGAAGGUGGAAGCAUCAAUAAUACCAAAAUUUUAAUACUCUGUCAAGACAAUAGGACAUGCUCUCAACUAAAUCACUAUUUAACUAUGGACCCCACUAAGUAUUUAUUUUAUAUGGCCUUUAGAAGAGACUUAACCAUCAAUACAGUUGCAGCCAAAUAUAAGAAAAUACAAAAAUUACCUGCCAAAACAGAUAAAGGUGAAAAAAGUAUAAAAACAAAUAGUAAGCAGAAUGUUACAGAUGACGUAAGGAAGUCUGAAUUGGAAGAGAGUGAAGAAGAGUUUGAUGCAGACGAAUCAAAAUCAAAUUAUGUUUUAACUCUUACACAAGUCACUUCUCAGAAGAAAGGGACAAAAUGUUUAUCUAAUGAAACUGUAUUUGAACCUAUUUCUCAAAUUGAUAAUUUAGACAUAACUCAAUUAGAAACUGAAAAACCAAUUAUAUGCAUCCAAACUUUCAAAGAAAAUGGUAAUGCUUUUUCAUUGGAGCAGACACUAGAAACCUUACGGCCCGACUACAUAAUAUUAUAUCACAAUGAUGUGGCUGCUGUAAGGCAAAUCGAAUUGUUUGAAUCUAGAAAAAGAUCUGAUGAAUUGGUUAGUAAAGUUUAUUUCAUAGUUUAUGACAAAACUGUGGAAGAACAAGCUUAUCUUACUUCGUUGAGAAGAGAAAAACAGGCAUUCGAAUUGUUGAUCGAAACCAAAAGUAUAAUGGUGGUGCCAUCAUAUCAAGACGGAAAGACCGAAGAAUUUUUUAAUCUGAAUGUAGAAGAUGAAAAUGAUACUGUAGAUACUAGAAAAGCAGGUGGCCAAGUUGUGAAAGAAAAACCUCUAGUAAUCGUUGAUAUGAGGGAGUUCCGUUCGGAUCUACCAGCAUUACUUCAUAAAAAAGGAAUCAACAUAGAACCUGUCACUAUUGUGAUUGGUGACUAUAUUCUCACACCGGAUAUUUGUGUCGAAAGAAAGUCUAUAUCAGAUUUAAUUGGGUCUCUAAAUUCUGGACGCCUGUACACACAAUGCACACAGAUGUGUCGAAAUUAUAGUAGACCGAUACUACUCAUAGAAUUUGAUCAGAAUAAACCUUUUAACCUACAAGGCCAUUUUGUAGUCUCAAGUGAUCUCUCAGGAGCUGAUAUCCAACAAAAACUACAGCUUCUCACAAUACAUUUUCCAAGAUUGAAACUAGUAUGGUCACCAAGUCCAUAUGCCACAGCUGAACUGUUUUUGGAACUCAAGCAAGGCAGAAAUAAUCCUAAUAGUGCAGAUGCCUUAGCACUCAGUGGUGAUAAUACGGCAGACGAUAUGAACUACGAGCGAUAUAAUAUAGUGGUUCAUGACUUUGUACAAAAAUUACCGGGGGUCACAUCGAAAAAUAUAUCAAGAAUAAUGAAUAAAGGAUUAUCACUAGACCAUUUAAUAACGUUAAACCAAGAUGAGCUAGAAAAAAUAAUUGAAAACAAAAAUGAGGCAGAAACUUUAUAUUCUAUAUUACAUGUUAAAACUACCCCAGCUGAUGUAAAUAAAGAAGAAAAACCAUUUGGAAGGAAGAAAUUUGGGGGGAAGAAUAUUUUUUACAAUAAAAAGACAUAGGUACAAUUUCCAAACUUAAUUUAUUUAUACAGUAGGAGAUUACAAAUAUGAAAUUCAGUGGUCAAUCACUAUAAUAUAUUAUUUAUUACAAUA
Achroia grisella is the source of this 2852-nucleotide messenger RNA. RefSeq names its product DNA repair endonuclease XPF (gene mei-9). The record is from RefSeq and is a predicted model, not a curated record. Gene Ontology annotation, molecular function: damaged DNA binding; single-stranded DNA endonuclease activity; single-stranded DNA binding. Gene Ontology annotation, cellular component: nucleotide-excision repair factor 1 complex. Bases 48 to 2759 code for a protein of 903 amino acids. Gene Ontology annotation, biological process: nucleotide-excision repair involved in interstrand cross-link repair; double-strand break repair via homologous recombination; resolution of meiotic recombination intermediates. NCBI's taxonomy places the organism in Eukaryota, Metazoa, Arthropoda, Insecta, Lepidoptera, Pyralidae. The transcript is spliced from 16 exons.